GUAUUAUUUCCCCAUCCGAUUGCACGAAAGGCGGGAUUUCCGUGUGACGCGAUGACGUAGCGCGUCUCUGGAUUGGCGGCCUGCCAUCUUUGAUUCUGCUAUAGGCCGCAGCGGGAGCCGCUCGGUCUCUCCGAAAGAAAUAAAGAAAUCAUAAUAAUAAAGUGAAGGAAAGAAAAGAACGAAACAAAGACACGUCUCGAGAAGGAGAGGAUUACCGAGCGCUUCACCUCGACAGAGAAAGGGGGAGACAUUGAUAAAGAGGGCGGCUGAGGAGACACUGCAGUCACAUUUGUAAUUCGUGCCCCUUCACUCACACUCCCUCCCAAUCACAAAAAGAAAGAAACAAAGACAGACUGAGGGGUGACACCUGCCUGGACUGGGGGAGACUUCACCACGCCGAGCGGGACAAGAAGAGGAGAGGGACCGGCAGAGAGAGGAGGCUGGUUCUGCGGGUGAGGCCGGAGGUACCAGACUCAAUGAGUUGCCAUCGACAUGUCCGAGAAGUCAGGCCAGAGCGCAAAGGCAAAGGAUGGGAAGACCAAGUACGCGAGCCUCAGCCUCUUUAACACGUACAAGGGAAAGCCGCUGGAGACCCAGAAGACUGCAGUGGCUGCCAGGCAUGGGCUCCAGAGCCUGGGCAAGGUGGCCUCCAACCGGCGCAUGCCACCUCCAGCCAACCUGCCGAGCCUGAAAGCCGAGAACAAGGGGAAUGAUCCCAACGUGAAUAUCGUUCCCAAGGACGGGAGCGGCUGGGCGUCGCGGCAAGACCAGCCCGGGGAGGAGCGGCCCCCGGAGAUACCCACACCCCCUCCCAAACCAGGGCCCCCAGCCCCCCAGGAGAUAGCCAGUGGGGCCAGCCGGUCCUGGGGCAGCAGUAAGCAGGCGGGGCAGGGAGAUGACCUUUCUGAUGCAGGUGGCCCCCGGAUAAACAGCCACUUCCAGCAGGAGUUUCCCAGUCUGCAGGCAGCAGGGGAGCCGGAGAAACCCGGAUCGGACAAGGAGCAGCCAGAGGAGCCCUACGGACCGGGGCCCAGCCUGCGACCCCAGAAUGUUGGCAGCUGGAGGGAGGGCGGUGGAAGGAACCUGAGCAUGGCCGGCUCCGAGCCUGACGUCGGAGCCCCUUUGGCGGAGGAGGGAGGCAGCAGCACCCCCUCUCCCACCCUGGAGCAAACCGAGCCCUGCAGGGCAGCGAGCGAGCAGCGGGAGGUGAAGAGGGAGAGGCUCCCCUACGGCACCCAGCCUCCUCUGCAGGGGCUCAGUCAGGUCAAACUCAACGGGGGGCAGCCGCUGCCGUCGGGAGUGCCUCCACAGUUCCACCCCCAGUUCAGAGGCAUCAUGCCCCCCUAUAUGUUCCACGCCUGUCCCCGCAUGCCCUUUCCACCGAUGCAGGGCCCUUGCAGGUACCCGCUCCCUCCACAAGAAGCUGGGAAAGGCCCCAGGGCUGCCGGUCGGCCCCCACAGUCGUGGCCCCAGGACGGGGUGGACAGGCCCUCCAUCAUCAGUGCCACGGAGCUCAAGGAGCUGGACGUUCUGGACACAGAUGUGGAUGAGGGCUGGGCUGGAGCCCAGAUGGAGGUGGAUUACACCGAGAAGCUCAACUUCAGUGAUGAUGAGGAGAACCAGGCCAACAAAGACAAGGGAGACAACUGGGAGUGGAUGCGUGCUCGGAGUUCGCAGUGCACCGAGGGGUGGAAGGAGGGAGAGGGGUCCUGGGGCGAGAAUGCUGCUCCCACACCCCGUUCACCCAACAGCAGGGGGCAGCACAGCAAGACCAGCCAGCCCCCGGAGUACCAGGCACAGUCUGCAGGCCGCCCCCCAGCAGCAGCAGCAGGACCUGGAGCACCGUCCCGGGGGAAGCAGCAGCCGGUGACAGGGGCCCCUGAGUCUGAGGACUCGGAGGCCUGGCGGCUGAAGCGCAAGAAGCAGACGGAGUCUAGCGAGGCCGUGGAGCGGGCGCGGCGCAGGCGCGAGGAGGAGGAGCGGAGGAUGGAAGAGCAGCGGCUGGCAGCCUGCGCGGAGAAACUCAAGAGGCUCAACGAGAAAUUCGGGACCCCAGCCACCCCCACCGCCACGGCAGCGUCUCCAGAGAGCCAGGCACUGGAGGCACGACCAGCGCCCGCUCCGGAAGAGAGCGCGGAGAAGACGACGAUGACCGCCGUCCAGCCCCAGCCCCAGCCCUUACCCGAGCCCCAGCCUCAGCCUCAGCCUCCACCAAGGCCACGCUCUCAGGAGAGAGUCCAGCCUGAAGAGCAGGAGGAGGAGAAGAGGGCGGUGAUAGUGACUGCACCCCCACUGCCGGAGGCAGGAGGCAGGGAGGUGCAGGUAGAGAGCGAGGCUCCUGCCUCGGAGGAGACGGCCCCAGAGAGAGAGGGCUUCAACAGCGAGGAGGCUAGUAGAGCCGAGGAGCCCCCUGUGCUGCCCCCUCUGGACCCCCGAGCCCUGACCCCCGAGAGUGGGGAAGGGGAGUCUGGCCACUCACGCCCUGCCCUCCCCUCUGGAUACUCCAAACAGUUCCAGAAGUCCCUGCCCCCACGCUUCCUGAGACAGCAGGAGCAGAUGAAGCAGCAGCAGCAGCAGGCAGCGUCGGCAGCUCCCCCCUCCCCAGGGGCCCCGGCCCCCCCUCCCCAGCACCGCUCCCUCUACCAGCCCCUGGGGCCACACCAGCAGCACCUGGCCUCCAUGGGGUUUGACCCCCGCUGGCUCAUGAUGCAGUCCUACAUGGACCCCCGCAUGAUGUCAGGGCGCCCCCCUUCUAUGGACAUGCCCCCCAUGCACCCAGGGAGGAUGCCUCACAAGCAGCUGCUUAGGAGAGAUCAGGUGGAGGGCUCUGGCUCUGGGUCCGACUCAUUUGAUCACCUGGCACGGCCUGUCAGAGACCACGGGCUGCCCGUAGAGCCCCGCAUGGUGUGGGGGUCUGAGCCGUACCCCCAAACAGAGCCCCAGUCUGCUGCUACACCCCCCAAAGUACAAGAUGAUCCCAGGGAGCCCGGGUCGGAGGUGGGGGUCGAGUUGGAGAGGAGCACUCCCACAGAGACCAUUCCCCUCGAACCCAGCACCAAGACAGACUGCUUCAGAGACCCGAUGGAGCAUGAGGGCCACAGCUUCAGCAGCCGGGCCCCCGAGGACCUAGCGGGAGCCCUGCAGCUUGAGAAAGGCCCCGGGGUGCCUGGAUUCGAGCCCAAGGAUGGGAGCCUGGCCCCUACAGAGGAGGCUCUGGGCGUGCCGAGGGAGAGCCCCGCGGUGCUGAAGAGGAGCGCGUCUCAGGGCUCCAGCCACUCUGUCAAGCUGGAGGAGCCCAGCUUUGAGGCAGCCUCCAAACCACAAGCCAAGGAGACGGCCGACCGCCAGGAGGACAAGCCCAGGAAGGAGCCCUUCUCUCUGGGCAGCAGCAGUGGCAGCAGGACCACCCCACCAGCCGAGGGCCUGCCCAAAGCGGAGAAGCCACCCAAAUUGAAAUCCGAGACGCGCUGGGGUCCCCGGCCGGGGGUCAGCAGGAGGGAGGGGCCCGGUGGAGAGCGGCCGCUCCGCAGAUCGGGGCCCAUCAAGAAGCCGAUCCUGCGGGACAUGAAGGAGGAGAGGGAGCUGAGGAAGGAGAAGGAGGAGCGGCACGAGAGAGGAGGAGGAGGAGGCGGGGGGAGGAAGGAGGGACCCAAAACAGAGAACCAGAAAGCACCUGCUGGCGAGGGGGUGAGGAGGGAACCUCCAGCCUUGGCCCCUGAUACUUGGGAUACAGCGAGCGCAGGGAAGCCUGCGGGGGCUCUGGGGCCACCAAUAGGGCAGGCAGCCCGCGAGGAGAAACAAGAGAAGCAGCCAAUGCCUGCCGUUGAGAAACCCCACCCCGAGACACCCAGGCCAGCCUCCAGAAAGGAACUGAACCUGCCCCCGAGGGCUUACCGGAGAGAAGACAGGGACCGAGACCGGGUUCAAGAUAGGGACCGGGCUCAAGACAGGGAGAGGGACCGGGCUCAAGACAAGGAGAGGGACCGGGCUCAAGACAGGGACCGGGUUCAAGAUAGGGAGAGGGACCGGGCUCAAGAUAGGGAGAGGGACCGGGCUCAAGACAGGGACUGGGUUCAAGAUAGGGAGAGGGACCGGGCUCAAGAUAGGGACAGGGACCGGGACAGAGACUGGGGCCCAGAGCCAGGCUUCCGGGGCCGCGGCAGGGGGGAGUACUACUCUCGUGGCCGCAAUUUCAGAGGCAGCUACGGGGGCCGGACGAGGGCUAGCAGGGGCAGGAGCAGAGGGGAGUACCCCUACAGGGAGCCCCGGCCGCGCUCAGACCUGCCCCUCGGCUCGGCCGCCUCGUUCCGGCGACGGGAAGAGAGCGAGACGCGCAGCGAGAGCUCCGACUUCGAGGUGAUCCCCAAGAGGAGGCGCCGACGCGGCUCCAACACGGACUCGGAGAGCGAGGCCCGGGACACGGCCAGCGACACCGGGGCCUCCGACAGGGAGAGCAGCAGCAAGGCCAGGCCGCUGCGCAGAGAGGACCCCAGGAGGAUGUUGAAAGCAGCAGCAGCCUCCUUCCGCCCUCCUCCUCCUCCUCCUCCUCCUCCCCACACAGCGCAGCCCGGCUCCAGGGAGCCUCGAGAGGAUGACGGGGGGCGCCUCAAGCCAGGCUUCCUCCCCAAAGUGGAGCCCUCCAGGCGGGGCAGGGGAGCAGGGAUGUACAGGAGGGCCGCUGGAAGGGAGAGAGGCCCGCCCAGGUCGGCUCCGAUGAGACGGCCGGGGCUGAAGGAUUGCCAGUGGCCCUCCAAGCCCAUGGAGACGUUCCGGCCAGAGGGGGAGAGGCUGGAGCACGGCCAGGGGCUGAACUCAGAACGACGGCCGCUCAGGUUCGAGGGGAAGAAGUACCCGGAGCCCAGCCGGGAGAGGCCCAGGAGACAGAGGCCAGCCCGGCCGCCCAGGCAGGACAAGCCACCCCGCUUCCGCAGGCUGAAGGAGAGGGAGGCGGCAGCGGCCGAGGCAGGGGGGGGGCCCGGCAGGGCCAUGCCCAGCGCCCCCCCGGACUACGCGGCGGCGGCGGCGGGGGUCUCCGAGGCAGCAGGGAGUAAGUCCCCCGACCUGUCCAAUCAGAACUCCUCCGACCAGGCCAACGAGGAGUGGGAGACGGCCUCCGAGAGCAGCGACUUCAACGAGCGCAGGGAGCGCGAGGAGCGCAAGGGCGAGGCGGCCACAGCCUCUCAGGGGGCCCCGCCCAAGGGCACAGGCUCCGAGGGGGGGGCAGCGCCCAAGCGAGAGGCCCUCGCGGCGGCAGCCAAGAGGAGCUUCUCCAGCCAGCGCCCCGGAGUGGAUCGGCAGAACCGGCGCGGCAACAGCGGGCCCAAACCCGCCCGGGGCUAUGGCGGGGGAAGGGGAGAGCGCAGAGGACCCGGGGGCAAGCCAGGGCGCAGAGGCAGCACUGUAUCCCAGCAUCUGGACCAGCGCUCCGGCUCGGCUCAGCGGUCCGAGAAGGAUCCGUCCGGGAGGCACAAGGAGGAGGCCAAGCCGGCCACCAAGAAACUCAAGGAGAAGGUGGACGCGCUGUCACAGUUCGACCUGAACAACUACGCCAGCGUGGUGAUUAUCGAUGACCACCCGGAGGUGACCACGCUGGAGGACCCCCAGUCCAACACCACGGAUGACGGCUUCACAGAGGUGGUGUCGCGCAAGCAGCAGAAACGACUCCAGGAUGAGGAGCGGAGGAAGAAAGAGGAGCAGACUGUGCAGAAUUGGAGCAAGAAGGGUUCAGGUGAAAAGGGCAGAGGGGGGAGCUCCAAGCUGCCUCCCAGAUUUGUGAAGAAGCAGCAGCAGAAACAGGGAGCGGCUCAGCCUCGGAGCCAGGCUCCCCCACAGCCUGCACCCCAGCCUCUCGAGGGGGCUGUCCCACCACCCAGCAGCGAGUUCCCCGGCCAGGCCAAGGGAUUGCCUGCCAGCCAGCCUCCCAGCGCCCUGGGCACAGAGCUCUGGGAAAACAAGAUGACCACAUCCACCGUGCUCACGGACGUGACCAAGAUACUGGGACCCAUCAGCCCUCCCCAGCCUCCCUCUGUCAGUGCCUGGAACAAGCCCCUCACGUCCUUCGUAGGGGCUGUGGCCCCGGAGCAGGGGGCGAAGCCUGGCCUGGAUGCGGGUGUGGAGCUGGGCAUAGAGAGCAUCCAGUUUGGGGCUCCCUCGUCCUCAGGCAGCACGGACAGCGACUGCACCCCGACUCUGCUGGAGAAGGGCCCCGAUAACAAACUGCCAGAGCCCAAGGAGCAGAGGCAGAAGCAGCCGCGCGCUGGGCCCAUCAAGGCACAGAAGCUGCCAGAGAUGAGCCUCCCAGAGAAUAAGGAGUACAAGCCGGGCCCCAUCGGGAAGGAGCGCUCGCUGAAGAACCGCAAAGUGAAGGACGUCCGCCAGGCUGAGAACGAGGGGCCUGACAAGCCGGGUCCGGGGGCCGCCAGGAGCCCAGACCCCCACUCCCCUGCCAAGGACAGCAAGGACUCGGACAUGGAGAGCAUGAUCUCUGUGUCCACGCCCGAGUUUGGAGCCAGCAGCAAGGAAUCUGUGACGGACUACACCUCUCCCUCCUCUUCACUGGGAGACACAGUCUCCACAGGAAGCAGUAAGAUGGAGGAGAGCCUGGUCUCCAAUGUGCCCUUGCCCCACACCCUCCCCCUCCCCCUCCCCAGGAGGGAGACUCUGCAGCAGAGCUCCAGCCUGACUCAGGUCUCUUCCGCUACCGUUGACCUCACCCUCAAGAUGGAGUCUGCGCGGAAGGCCUGGGAGAACUCCCCCAGCAUGGGUGAGAAGAGUUCUCCAGUGACCUCGUCCGCCCCCCCCAUCGCCAGCAGCGCUGCAGCCAACAGCGCCACCUACAGCUCCUUCUCCAGUGCAUCCCUGCCUCCGAUCCCCGUGGCCUCCGUCACGCCCACCACCUCCCUCCAGGGCUCUGGUACCUACACCACCUCCUCCCUGAGCACCAAGACGACCAGCACCUCCGACCCUCCCAAUAUCUGCAAAGUGAAGCCCCAGCAGCUCCAGAGCAGCAGCAUGGGCUCGUCGGCACACUUCUCCCCGCUGGGCUGCAUCCCCUCCCUGCUCGCUCCCCAGCAGCAGCAGCAAGCCCCACAGGUCUUCGUCUCCCAGUCUGCAGCAGGUUCUGCUGCUCAGAUCCCUGCCUUCUACAUGGACACCAGCCACCUGUUCAGCACGCAGCCCCCGCGCCUGGGCCCCCCCUCGCUGGCACAGCAGCAAGGCUUCCAGCCUGGGCUGUCUCAGACCCAGUCUCGAUUGUUUGAUUUUCCCUUACAGCCCACUGCAGUCCAGCAGAUCCCCAUCCCCAUCUACGCCCCCCUCCAGGGCCAGCACCAGCACCAGCAUCAGCACCAGCACCAGCAUCAGCACCAGCCCCAGGGCAUGGGCCUGGGCACCGGCCCGCCGGUCUCACAGGCACAGGAGCUCUUCAGCACCUCCCUGCACCAGCCCUACAGGUCCCAGCAGGCGUUCAUGCAGAGCAGCCUGUCUCAGCCCUCGCCGGUGGUUCUGUCUGGGGCUGGCCAGCACUCCCCCAUGAUGCUGUCGGGGACCGCGCUGCACAGCUACCCCGGCGUGCAGCCCUCCGAUCUCAGCAAGGCACAGUCUGGCCUGGCCUUCCAGCAAACCUCCAGCGCCCAACACAUCCCCAUCCUCUUCGAACCCCAGCUCAACCAGCCGUCCGGCCUGGGGGGCUCGCAGCUCAUGGACACCCACACGCACCUCUUACAGGCACGCCAGGGACUGAGCCAGCCCUCCAACUUGUACUCUGGGCAGGUGCAGCAGCCUGGCCAGAGCAGCUACUACAGCUCCACACAGUCUGCCAGCUCUGCCCUGCAGCAAGUAAACAUGCCCACACACUCGCACACGGGCCAGAGCAGCUACUACAGCAGCAGGCAGUACCCCAGUGCAGCCGUGCAGCAGAUGACGGUGCCUCUCCCGGGCUCCCAGCUCGCCCUCUCUAACUUUGGCUCGACUGGGGGCCACCAGCCCCUGAUCGCGCUGCCCCAGUCCAUGCAGCCGCAGGGCCCCCAGGCUCAGGCACAGAGCCUCGGCAGACAGGCUCAGCUCAGCCAGCCGUUCCGGGGGCUCCUGAACCAGAGCCAGCACGGAAUGAUGCAGGCUUCCAGCAAGGUGUGUGAGAUGGACCUGAAGCUGUUUGGCAGUGGGAUGGAUAUGAAGCCUGGGACCCCUCCGAUCAGUGCCAGGAGCACCACCCCCACCUCCAGCCCCUUCAGGGCCAGCUCCACCAGCCCCAACAGCCAGUCCAGUAAGAUGAACAGCAUUUUGUACCAGAAGCAGUUCCAGUCUGCAGCGGCGGCAGCGGCAGGGGUUCGAAUGCCUCCGCACUUCCAGGCACAGUUCACACCGCAGAUGAUGUCUCAGCCCAGCCUGGUGCCUCCCAUGGCGAGGCCUCCCCACGGCAGUUCUUUCAACCCGGGGGUGCAGCGGACGCCCAUGGGCCCCCCGAUGUCCCCCUCCCUCAUGAGUCAACCCCGCCCGCAGUACGUGAGCCGCGGACCCCCUGGGCCCUCCAUGGGACCCCGCGGAAACCAGGCCAUGCUCAAGGCAGAGCAGGAUAUCAAGGCGAAGCAGCGUGCGGAGGUGCUCCAGUCCACUCACAAGUUCUUCUCUGAGCAGCAGCAGCACAAGCCCACUCUGAGCAAACCCUCCGAUGGGAGCCAGCAGCCCGCGGAGAGCUUCACACCACAGCCCCUCUCCCUGGGGCACGAGGGGGAUAAGGGGUCCUCCCAGCCCCCCUCCUUCACUACCCCCGGCUCCAAACCUGUCCGGACCGGGCCCAUCAAACCCCAGGCCAUCAAACCUGAGGAGACCAAAUAACAGGAGGGGGAGUCGCACCGCACUGCGCCUUUCAGACAUGAAGGGGAUGUUCAUGAAGACUGAAGAGAUUCAAUAACACUGUCGCAUCCACUCUCACACACUCACAUAUAUAAUGAAACCCCUUUCACUGAGGCAGGCCCUGGGCUGAGAGUUGAGGCUGCAUUGUGCUCAGGAGGAGAGCUCCUGGCCAGGCCUGUGUCUCUCUCUCUCUCUCUCUCUCUCUCUCUCUCUCUCUCUCUCUCUCUCUGUCUCUCUCUCUCUCUCUCUCUCUCUCUCUCUCUCUCUCUCUCUCUCUCUCUCUCUCUCUCUCUGUCUCUCUCGGUCUGUGUCUCUCUCUCUGUCUGUUUCUCUGCCUCCCUGUGAUACGGUGCAGUUUUCUCAUAUUUGAGUCCUUUGUGUUUUCCCUGGCUGCUGGGGGUGAGAGAGGAGGUGCCAUGCCGACAGUGUGGCUGUCAAACCUUGAAGUUGCUGCUGAGUUUGCAAGGAGUUUGAUUCCUGGCUUUUUGGUUCUGUUUUUUAAAAUGUUUUUCUUGCUGAGACUUCCAUGAGUCCGCUGCCAUUCCUCCAGGGUGAAGCGCCUGACUGACGGAGGGCAUUGUGUUCUGCACCAUGGCGACACCAGAGACGCUUUUAUUAAACACCAGAUCUGUCAUCGCCACAAAUUAAAUGUCUACCUUUUGUUCUAGCUAGUACAGUACUGUAUCACACAGAUGUGGAUGGAAGAUGAGCUGACGAUAACAUUUGAGAGCUGUACGUAGUUGUGGAGACAGACUGCUGUAGCAGAGCUCUCUGCUCGUAACUUUUAUUCACCUUCCUCCCCCUCCUAAUCAGCGUGCGCUCUCUCUCUCUCUCUCUCUCUCUCGCUCUCUCUCUCUCUCUCUCUCGCUCUCGCUCUCUCUCUCGUUUAUUAUUAUGACUGCCCCCCCCCAAUGGUCCUGUCUGAUUGGCAGACUGGUAUCCCUGAGUGCUGAGUGACCCUGUUGGCACUGUACAGACAGCCAUGCUCGUUCUCUUUCAUUUCUACAGGGUUAAUCGCUCUUACAUAUGUACCAUCUUUCUUACAUUCUUUUUUUUUUUUUGGUUUUUUUUUUUUUGGUUUGGUUACAGAAACUAAUAAAAUUAUAAGCUGAAAAAAGU
Molecule: messenger RNA, 9972 nt
Organism: Acipenser ruthenus (sterlet)
Lineage: Eukaryota; Metazoa; Chordata; Actinopteri; Acipenseriformes; Acipenseridae
Product: protein PRRC2C
Exons: 34
Coding region: 493-8835 (2780 amino acids)
Biological process (GO): cell differentiation
Source: RefSeq, a predicted model, not a curated record